UUGUUUAUGGUGAAAGCAUGGAGCAAGGGAUACCGGUUUGUUUACGGAAGUAGUGUUGGCUAAGUUUGUGUUUUGCACGCGUUUUUGGUUCACUGCAGUCAGUUUUUGCAGUAACUUUUGAGACAAAAUGGCAGCGCAUUUUAGUGCAAAUCAGUACGAGCAAGCGUUCGACAGCAAGAGACUCCAAAAUUGGCAGCUCCCACAUACAUAUAAAGAGAGGCCGUCGCGUUAUGAGGGCUUCACCCAAAUCAUCGCCAACGACCGGGGUCACCUCCUGGAAGGGGUGCCCAAGUCCACAGAGAACCCAUGGGGGAAGUUUGUGGGCACCUGGGACAUGCCCCUCAAUGUUCCCGGCAACGUGACCACGUUCAUGGCCCGCUCAGACCCGGCCGCCAGGACCAUCGUCCGGGGACGGAUGGAGCAUGCGGAGUUCAUGAGGCAGGCCGCUGGCUCUCCCGUCAAGCAAGCCCAAAAGGCACCAAGUCCCAGGAAGGCCUCUCCCAGUCCACCCAAGACCCCUCCUCCUUCUAAAUCACCCCAAGACAGACCCCAUAGACCAUCGCCGGCAGAAAACGUGGAAAAUGCCUCCGCUUCUCCAAGACCGGCAUCGAAAUCGCCGCAACCAGAGGCAAAUUAACACAUUUCUUUUGUAUAAAUCCACCUGACCAAGUCCAGAAAUUGUUUUUUUAACCGUCGUAAACAGAAGUGUGAAUAAGGAGGAAGGAAAUUUUGGACAGAAUGUUGCAUGCGGACGCCACUUUUUUCAUCAUAUAAUAUCAUCUCAGUGAAGGUCAGUCAUUGCAAAAUUGUUGAAAAGACACAUGAAUCUGGGACUGAGAAACUUUU
Molecule: messenger RNA, 846 nt
Organism: Patiria miniata (bat star)
Lineage: Eukaryota; Metazoa; Echinodermata; Asteroidea; Valvatida; Asterinidae
Product: protein Flattop homolog
Exons: 4
Coding region: 128-637 (169 amino acids)
Biological process (GO): cilium organization
Cellular component (GO): ciliary basal body
Source: RefSeq, a predicted model, not a curated record